This is a messenger RNA of Baudoinia panamericana UAMH 10762, 1338 nucleotides long. RefSeq lists its product as uncharacterized. NCBI's taxonomy places the organism in Eukaryota, Fungi, Ascomycota, Dothideomycetes, Mycosphaerellales, Teratosphaeriaceae. Bases 1 to 1338 code for a protein of 445 amino acids. Gene Ontology annotation, molecular function: transmembrane transporter activity. The transcript is spliced from 5 exons. Gene Ontology annotation, cellular component: membrane. The record is from RefSeq and is a predicted model, not a curated record. Gene Ontology annotation, biological process: transmembrane transport.
AUGUCCUACGAGGAGAGAGAGGAACAGCUCAACAAAGUAUAUCGCCGCAUCGACGUGAGAUUGCUGUCAUGGUACCUAGUCGUCACUAUUGUCGUCAGAAUAGCCGCUCGCAACAUUACCAAUGUGGCCAUUCUCAAUGUCGAGCAAGGCACGGAUAUGAAGCGACAGCUUGGCGGACUUACCAGCAACCAGUGGGCAUGGAUACUCUCAAGCCUUUCGUAUUGCGUUCUUCUGUUCGAUCCCAUCUCAACGAUGCUGCUCAAAUACUGCAGCCCGCGAUUGUGGAUCAGCCGCAUACUGUUCACUUGGGUGACCUUCUGGGGAGUGAUAUCGAUGUGUCAAGCAGCCACCCAAACAUUCAGCGGUCUGCUCGCCUGUCGCAUCUUGCUUGGGCUGGCCGAGGCCGGCCUUCUGCCGUGUGUGCUCUUCCAUAUCACCUUCUGGUAUCCAGCAUCUAAGCUGCCUUUCCGAGUUGCGCUUCUUUCCGUCCUAGGGCAGUUCUCCGGUUUGAUUUCGGGUCUGCUGGCCUUUGCGAUCUCCUACAUGAACGGAAUUGGUGGCCUCGCGGGCUGGCGCUGGAUGUUCUUGUUCGAAGGACUACCCGUCAUCUCCUUGGGCAUUGCGAGCUUCUUUCAUCUUCCCAACUAUCCAGACACCGCUCCCUUUCUUAGUGGGAAAGAGAGACAGCUUAUCCUUGAUGAGUUCCCAAAGAGCCAGCCGUCGCCAGAGGCAGAUACGUGGACUUGGUGGCAGUUUGUGCUGAUCUAUGCCUGUCAUGCCAUCGGCGGGUACGGAAUAUCCUUAAUACUGCCCAAUAUCAUUAUGGAUCUGGGUCUUAGAGGCUCACGCAUUACGCAAUUAACGACAAUGCCACCAUCUGCGCUAGGCUGCCUGUUGCUGCUAUCUAUUGCCUGGCGCAUCCACGAACAGAAGUGCAAUCCUUGGCUUUCUGCCUUGACUCUAGAGUCGCUCACCUGUGGCUGCUAUAUCUCUCUGAUCACUGUUCGCAACGCUGUGGGUACCUACAUCAUCAUGUGUAUAGCGCUCGUCUGCACUAUAGGAGUCCUUCCACUGCUGUGGCCGGAGCGCAUCCGCACCGCAAACGGAACUACGUCCACCGGUCUUGCGGUCGGCGUGACCGCGACGAUGGUGCACCUGCUCGGCGUUGUUGGACCGCACAUAUACAACCUCCGCUUCAGGCCACGCUACAGCACAAGCUACUCGGUUGCGCUAGGCCUUUUGGCGGUCUCGUUAUUCUCCAUGGUCUGCACCUGGACGACAAUCCGCCGCAGAGACGCCAAAGCUCGUGCGGAGCGUGCGGAGUCAACCGAGCUAUGA